Amblyraja radiata (thorny skate) is the source of this 2103-nucleotide messenger RNA. RefSeq names its product 3-oxoacyl-ACP synthase, mitochondrial (gene oxsm). The coding region runs from base 442 to 1839 and encodes 465 amino acids. Lineage: Eukaryota; Metazoa; Chordata; Chondrichthyes; Rajiformes; Rajidae. Gene Ontology annotation, cellular component: mitochondrion. The transcript is spliced from 3 exons. The record is from RefSeq and is a predicted model, not a curated record. Gene Ontology annotation, biological process: fatty acid biosynthetic process. Gene Ontology annotation, molecular function: 3-oxoacyl-[acyl-carrier-protein] synthase activity.
AUCCGGCACCGCCUUCCCGCAUCGUCAGCGCUGCGCCGCCCGGCCUCCGGCUAGGCCCACCUUGCGGCGUCAUUGGCAGCGAGACGGCGCCGACGCCGACGCCAUCGGGCUGAGCCGGGUCGCAGGCCGGUGAUCGCGGGUUGCGGGAUCAGCUCUCGCAAGGUCUGUUGUCAGUUUACUCUCAGGACAUCCGAGAAUCGUCUAGACAAGUACUUGUAUAGGGAGGUUUCACGGCAGUCGGGUCACGACCCAUGACCCGUACUGUUGCAACGCUGCGCCAAGUGGAGUACACGCGAUGAACGGCAGAAAAAUUAUGAUACAAAGACCUGAGACACUUUUCAAGAAGAAUAUCUGCUUGGUCCUUGCAGCCAUUGUAAAUAAUUUUCUUGUGCAUCUGCACCAUUAAAGAAGAGGAAAAUUAUAUGCUUUGCUCCUCAAGUAAUGAAGAUCAGUAACAUAUUGCCACAAAGGAUGCAGCUGCUCAUGAAGAUGUUAAAGUAUCAGUUCUACAAACAAUGUGCGAGUACAGAAUUGAAAACAAGAAACUUCACUCGCAUGGCCUUUGCAAAACAUCAGAGGCGUGUUGUCAUUACUGGAAUUGGUUUGGUGUCUCCACUUGGAGUUGGCACACAACUCACGUGGAACCGAAUCUUGAAAGGAGAGAGUGGUAUUAUAUUUUUAGAUGCACCAAAGUACAGAGACUUGCCUUGUAAAGUGGCUGCCUGUGUACCACAUGGUGAUGGAGAAGGAGAGUUCAAUGAAGAAAAGUUUGUUUCAAAAUCCGAGAAAAGGUCCAUGUCGGAUGCUACAAUAAUGGCAAUAGCAGCAACUGAACUUGCACUCAAAGAUUCCAACUGGAGCCCACAAUCUGAAAAAGAGCAAGUAACCACGGGUGUAGCUAUUGGUAUGAGUAUGGCCCCUCUUGAUGAAAUUACUAAAACUGCUGCCCUUUAUGAAGCUCACGGCUAUAAAAAAAUGAAUCCCUUUUUUGUUCCCAAGAUUCUUCCCAACAUGGCAGCAGGACAGAUCAGUAUUAAAUACGGACUUAAAGGUCCAAAUCAUUCAGUAGCGACUGCAUGCACAACAGGAGCACAUGCAAUUGGGGAUGCUUCAAGAUUUAUCCUCCAUGGAGAUGCAGAGGUGAUGCUGACAGGUGGCACAGAGGCUUGCAUUUGCCCUUUAUCUAUCGCAGGCUUUGCAAAGGCACGUGCCCUCUGUACCACUUGUAACUCUACCCCUAAAUUGGCUUCACGUCCUUUCCACCCUGACAGAAAAGGAUUUGUAAUGGGAGAGGGGGCAUCGGUGCUGCUGCUCGAGGAAUAUGAACAUGCUAUAGCAAGAGGAGCACGGAUCUAUGCAGAAAUACUUGGUUAUGGACUCACCGCAGAUGCCAGUCAUAUAACUGCUCCCAGCACUGGAGGAGAUGGAGCUUUUAGGUGUAUGGCUGCUGCAAUAAAUGAUGCUGGAUUGAUACCGCAGGAUGUUACAUACAUCAAUGCACAUGGCACCAGCACACCACAAGGAGAUGCAGCUGAGAAUCAAGCCAUUAAGAGAUUGUUCAAAGAACAUGCAUAUUCUCUUGCUGUCUCUUCCACUAAAGGAGCCACUGGCCACCUCUUGGGAGCAGCUGGAGCCAUAGAAACAGCAUUUACAGCACUGGCCUGCUUUCAUGGGGUCUUGCCUCCUACUCUGAACCUUGACAGGACAGAACCUGAAUUUGAUUUGAAUUAUGUCCCUAUUAAGGCUCAAGAGUGGAACACCUCAAAAAGACGCAUUGCACUAACUAAUUCAUUUGGAUUUGGAGGUACAAAUGCAACACUUUGCUUGGGGAGCAUCUAAUUAACAUUUUACAAUAAAUAAUUGAAAGGCUGUUUCGCUGGGUUGUACAUUUGCAGAAACACAUGCUAUAGGAAAAGCUGGAUGUGGCAGCACAAAAAUAUUGAAAUGGAAAUUACUCAACCAUCAUGAUAAAAGAACAUUGUAAUUUUAUUGAUUGUUAAUGCUUUCCGGCACAGCUAGUUUUCUCAUUGUUAGCAGCAGAAAUAAUUUAUAAAUCAAAUGGGCUUAAGUGUUUUCAUUAAAAGUCUGUUUGUUAAACUGCAA